This is a messenger RNA of Phoenix dactylifera (date palm), 1331 nucleotides long. Its product is annotated as putative protein-S-isoprenylcysteine O-methyltransferase. Gene Ontology annotation, cellular component: membrane; endoplasmic reticulum. NCBI's taxonomy places the organism in Eukaryota, Viridiplantae, Streptophyta, Magnoliopsida, Arecales, Arecaceae. Gene Ontology annotation, molecular function: protein C-terminal S-isoprenylcysteine carboxyl O-methyltransferase activity. The record is from RefSeq and is a predicted model, not a curated record. Gene Ontology annotation, biological process: C-terminal protein methylation.
UUUUUUUGUUUGGGUUGGUGCUCGCGCGCGUAAAAAGCACCCUCUUUUCUCGACCGCCCCGGUCCAUGAGUUGGCGUAAUUUUUCCAUCAAAAAAAUAGAAGAGUUGGCGUAAUUUGUCCAGUCGAGCGAGAGCGCCCAUAAACCCAAGAAACCCAAGCCCUAGCAUGGCAUCCGCUAGCGCAGGAGAAGGGAUUCGAGUUUUCCCGUGGGGUUGGAAGAUGGUUCUGGGCUACGCCGCCAUCCGGCAGCUCUCCCAGUUCUUUGCCGCCGUCGUCUUCUUCCACGCCUCCGAGUACGCCCUCGCCAUCUUGUUCCAUGGCCGCUCCAACGUUUCUCUUAGCUCGCUUCUGAUUAGCAAACAGUAUAUCAUUGCAAUGAGUUGUGCUUUGCUGGAAUACAUGAUGGAGAUUAUCCUCUUUCCAGAGUUGAAAGAAUAUAUGUGGAUCAGCAACUUUGGUCUUGUAAUGGUAAUAGUUGGGGAGUUCAUACGUAAAGGUGCUGUGCUAAUGGCUCGCCAUGCCUUUACACACCACAUCAGAACUUAUCAUGAAGACAACCAUGAGUUGAUUACUCAUGGCAUUUAUCGUUUCAUCCGCCACCCGGGGUAUUGUGGCUUUUUCAUCUGGGCAACUGGAACUGAAGUCAUGCUUUGCAAUCCCGCAUGCGUAAUUGCUUUUGCAGUUGUCACUUGGCAAUUCUUCUCUACUCGGAUACAAUAUGAGGAGUUCUUCUUGAGGCAGUUUUUUGGUUCCCGCUAUGACGAAUAUGUUCAGCAAGUUCCAUCUGGUCUCCCUUUUGUAAGAUGAAGGCCUGCAAAACUGUUGGCUUGCUUUCAAAACAGAAAUAUCUUUUGGCACCCCAAUUAUAUUUGACCGGUGGUCGGGAGUGUAAGAACAUCGGCAAGGCGAGCACGGAUCAAAUUCGUUAACGAAGAUUUCCCAACAUACAUUAAUUUUGGAUAAAAAACAGUCACUCAUUGGAGAAUAGAUGAAAAGAACUCCAGCAUCCUGUUAUUAUUUCCUCAACCAGAUCAGGAAGCUUCUACUGUGGAGGCAGAGCUAGAAAGGCAUUCAGAGUUCAUGCCAGUGUUGCCUACGCCUGGAGUUGGAUUCUUAAAAUUUGAUACUUGUAUCAGUGCUUAUUAUUUCUGUCUCUUCUGUUUUUUUUUUGCUGCAAGCUAAAGCAUGGUAGCAUUGAUGUUGUAUUAUGUUUUACAAUUUUUACCACAUGGAAGAAGAGUACACUCAACUGGUGGGAAAAUAUUCCAUUAAGAAAAGUAGAAAACCUUUCUUUGAUACCAAGGCUUAUAAUUGGAAUAACCCUUCAAAUA